This is a messenger RNA of Acipenser ruthenus (sterlet), 2447 nucleotides long. RefSeq names its product organic solute transporter subunit alpha. The record is from RefSeq and is a predicted model, not a curated record. Lineage: Eukaryota; Metazoa; Chordata; Actinopteri; Acipenseriformes; Acipenseridae. The coding region runs from base 394 to 1653 and encodes 419 amino acids. The transcript is spliced from 7 exons. Gene Ontology annotation, biological process: transport. Gene Ontology annotation, molecular function: transporter activity.
AGCUGACAGACUGGACUUAGCCCUUGUUAAAUGUAUCUUACCUGGAGACAAAGUGAAUCAUUUAUAGAAGAGCUGGAGGAGGUAACGUCCUACAGACAGAAUAGAGGAACGGCCAUUGUUUUAGGGAAAGAAUUUCAGUCACUCUCUGAAUCUCCCUCUCUCUCUCUCUCUAUCUCUCUCUGAGACAAAUCACUCAUUAAGACACAGGUAUGCAACACUGUUUAUGUAUUUAUUAAAAGAAAGAAGUGGGUUUUCAUAUAUCAAAUCCCUUCCGGGAAAUGGUGACAGCAAGUACAGGAGAUCAGUAAAGUCAUUGUUCUUUUUCUCUGUGUGGAAGGGGGGGGUGACUAUAGGAGGAUCCAGCGCACGCAGGGUUAAGUUCGCAAACCUGAGAUGGCGAGGAAAAACAACUGUUCCCUUCAUGGAGCUGAGAUCCCUCUGUCUUCAGAGUUCUUUCAAGAGAUCAAGCAGCAGCUGUGGCUAUUCCUGGUUCCUGUGGCUCUAAUUCUAAUCCUGCUUGCUGUGUUCCUCGAGGAGAUGGGUUUCUUUUUCAGGAACAUCCACUCCUCCAAGCGGCGCAUACUGUAUCUGUGGAUCCUGGGCAUCUACCCGGUAUUUGGUCUGAGUUCUCUCAUUGGCAUGUUUGUUCCGCGGUCCACCUCCCUUUGCAACUUCAUCGCCUCUCUUUACCACUCCAUCACACUGUGGAAGUUCCUGGGGCUCGUCACAGAUUUCUUAGGCGGCAAAGCGCGGAUGCUGCAGAAGUUAAAAGGGGAGCAGGUUUCUCCGAACCCCUUUCCCUGCUGCUGCUGUUGCUGCCUGCCCCUCAUCAGCAUAAACCGGACCAGUGUUCGGUGGAUGACGGCCGCUGUUUUUCAGCUCUCCGUGGUCCGAACGAUCCUGUUCUUUGUCAACCUGGUUCUGUGGACGGAUGAGCAGUACGACUAUGGAGACGUUAGCUACAAGAACCCUAACAUCUACGUGAAUGCUCUAAUCGGGGUAUCGACCUUCCUCUCCUUCUACGGGUACCUGCUGUUUUACAAGGCUACCCGCCGUGCGCUCAGUGGCUUCGGUCUGCGAGGGAAGUUUAUCUGCAUCGUCAUGAUCUUGUUCUUGUGCGGGCUGCAAAGCGGAAUACUGGAGACGAUGGGGGCUUUUCAAGUGAUUCCCUGUACGCCUCCAUUCUCCAGACUCAUGCGUUCACAAAUGAUCUAUCACUACUCAGUAACCGUGGAGAUGUUUUGCAUCGGCCUCUUCGCUCGACAGUGCUUUCGUAAGGUCGAGCCCCACCAAGAAAGAGGGGAGCAGCCAAUGGGUCUGCAGAAGGACGAGGGCGUCCAAACAGAGGAGGAGGCGGAGCCAAGGGCGAGGGGCCUGGAGAUCUCAGAGGAGCCCUGGGCAGGGACCUCUAACCCUGGUUACCACAGCGACAGCGAGGACAGCCUCUGUCGCAUUGAGCACGCUCCCCUGGACAAAUUCGACUUCCCCCCCUACCCCCAACUGGGUUCAAGGGCUCCCAGGAGCCCCCGUGAAGUGGCACAAGAGGGUAGGAGCCCCAGAAAUUCGACAGGGUCCCCUGGAGUGGAGUUGGAGACGGUUUUAGUUAAAGCACAGAUUAACUAUAGCAGCACAAAUGAAGUGACUGUGGUCUAGAUGGCUACUUUUCAUCCCCUGCUUGCUAGCACAGCAUUGAACAGACCUGGAUAGAAUACAAUGGGUCACUACUAACAAGACUUUGGUUCGUAAUAGUAAUAUCACCAUUAGAAGUCUGCCAGUUAAGUUAGUUGCUGUAUUGAAUGGUUUGAAUAUAAUGAUCAUCCGACAACAAUGUGGCCGCUAGCUAGAAAUGAAGCAGCAAUUAGUGACCUAAUCUCUGAGACGGCAGCGGACACAGCGCUGUCUUGUAUAUCUUACCUAAACGUGUGUGUGAGUGUGUGUGUGUGUGUGUGUGUGUGUGUGUGUGUGUGUGUGUGUGUGGAGCUUAGCCUUGUUUUUUGCUGGCUGAGUUUCUCUUUGUCCCAGCAGUGUUCUCUAUAGAUCUGUAAAGCUGUUUAUUAAAUUGUGAUGACACCUGCUGUUAACGUUAUUUACCAUAAGUUAUUGGUAUCAGAGACUGGUAUGCAAAGCUAUUAAUACCCUAUUCGCAAGAUCAUCACAAUUUGAAAACGGUAUUGUGAAAGGGCAACCAAGUAGUGUGGAUAGCUUGUACAAUAAUAUGGGUAACGUUACGUACCAGAUUUUAAUAGGGCGGGAAAAACUACCAAGUCUCCAAAUACAUGCUCAACAUGCCUAUGAAAUAUCAGCUCCCAUGGCAGCCUGAUAAUAGACGGCGUGUCUGUUGACUUCAGAAAAGGGUUUAAGUGCAAAUUAAUGAAAUGCCUAUUUAUGUCUCUCAAAAUGUUACCCGAAUGCUGUAUACUGAAAUAAAGACGAUUUUGUGUUUUAGA